Molecule: messenger RNA, 1267 nt
Organism: Sphaerulina musiva SO2202
Lineage: Eukaryota; Fungi; Ascomycota; Dothideomycetes; Mycosphaerellales; Mycosphaerellaceae
Product: Gtr1_RagA-domain-containing protein
Exons: 2
Coding region: 101-1267 (388 amino acids)
Biological process (GO): positive regulation of TOR signaling; regulation of autophagy; cellular response to amino acid stimulus
Cellular component (GO): Gtr1-Gtr2 GTPase complex; nucleus; fungal-type vacuole membrane
Molecular function (GO): GTP binding; GTPase activity
Source: RefSeq, a predicted model, not a curated record
CUCUUUUCGACGCUAAUCACAGCGCCAACGAGAGCGCGCGCGCACCGGCGGUGACUGCUGUUCCACGUAAAUCAAAAACUCGCAGAUAUUGCACGAAAAUAUGAGUACGAUGGAGCGCAGCAGCAAGCGCCACAAGCAGCGGAAAGUCUUGCUGAUGGGCAGGUCGGGCGCCGGGAAAUCGUCGAUGCGGUCCAUCAUAUUUCAAAAUUACGUGGCAAAGGAGGUUCGAAAACUGGGCGCAACGGUCGAUGUGGAGCACAGCAACAUCAAAUUCAUGGGCAACUUGAUGCUCAACUUAUGGGACUGUGGAGGUCAAGACUCGUUCGUCGAGUCGUAUUUGACGAACCAGCGAUCUCAUGUCUUCACGUCGGUGGCGGUAUUGAUUUUUGUGUUCGACAUUGCCUCCCGGGAAGCCGCUCCCGACAUGCUCAGUUUCGCCAACACGAUCCGAGCGUUGCAGGAGUUCAGCCCGAACAGCAAGAUCUUUGUUCUCAUACACAAAAUGGAUCUCAUCUCGGGCGACCAUCGAGGCACACUUUAUGCGCAGAAAGCGAGCGACAUCCGGGCGACGUGCGAGGAUGAAGGCUUCACAGGCAAGCAAGUGGACAUUUGUCCCAGCUCGAUCUGGGACCAGAGUCUCUACCGUGCCUGGACACAAGUCAUUUAUUUCCUGGUUCCUAAUGCCACUGUCAUCGAAGGGAUGCUCGGAAAGCUCGCCGAGUUACUCGAUGCUCGCGAGAUGAUCCUGUACGAGCGCACGACAUGCCUGGUCGUGACACAUAUCACGCGCGGAAGCGAAGCACAGAAUCCGUACACGGACCGCUUCGAACGCAUCAGCAGCAUCCUCAAGACACACAAACACUCCAUGUCCAAGCACACGGGGAUGAUGCCAUCGGAAGUCUCGUUUGCAGAAAUGCAGAUCAAAACGGGCACCUUUAUGUUCUUCAUCACACGCCUGACAGAAAACACCAACUUGGCCGUGGUCAUGCCCAGCGACGAAGCAUCCUACAACGCCGCGCGGGUCAACGUGCAGCUGGCACGGCGAGAAUUCGCACAUCUCGAUAUAGUGGAGAAGAAGGGUAAAGAGGUGCAGUCCCACAACAGUAGUAGUAAUACUAGUGGUAGUGGUAGUGGUAGUAGUAUUAGUAGAACGAAUCAUGCUGCCACCUAUCGCGAGACUGCCGCAACUCGCGACGAAGAGCGAGACGACGGCAGUGAGGAUUCCGAACCCAUGUCGUCGAGUCGAAUCAUGCACGAUGGGCGAUGA